CAUCCACCUGUCUCGGCUGCUGAUGACAGCGAGUGCUCUUCAAUUCAACAAAUGACACAAUCAGUAUCCCACUAAGAUACUAAAACAGAAUAAUUCAAUGUUGCGUAGUGUUGUGAGAAUAAAUUUAAUGGCUUUACUCAUGGAUAAUAUAAACCACGGAGAGUAAAAAAUUGUACCGUUAUCAUUGAGAACACAAACUAUUAGCGUAAGAGAUAACGCUGAUGACACAGUUCGCACUAGUGCAAUGGAAAUCAGUGGGAAAUGAUGUUAGUUUUCGUUUAGGACGUAUGAUCGUCACGGGAUAAUACAAUUUAUUAAAAACUUGUGGGUGAUUUGUCUGAUUGAAAAAAGCCGAGUGAAUAAAAAAAAAAAAUGGACAUGGAAUCCAUGAUGAUGUCGAACGUAUCUUGCGACGGUUGCAUAGACAGUGAUCGCGAUUCCGAUUCUAACAGUAUGAUAGUGGAUCCAGUGAGUCUUGAUCAGAAGGCCUUGUCACCCCGUCCAGUAGGCAAUAUAUCAGUAACAUCUCACCUAAUUGCAUCAGCAACAACAGCUGUUCGUAAUCGCAACAGUAGAAGCAUCAAGAAGACAUACUCGAUGAUGUCGUCAAGUCAGAAGAUGGGACAAUCGUCGUCAUAUCCUUCGGAGAAAGUCACAUCAUCCCAGAUAAAACCACCUUAUUCCUACAUCGCACUGAUAACAAUGGCAAUACUCCAGUCACCCCAGAAGAAGCUAACACUCAGUGGAAUUUGUGAAUUCAUAAUGGCAAGAUUUCCCUAUUACCACGAAAAAUUUCCCGCCUGGCAGAACUCCAUCAGACACAAUUUGUCGUUGAACGAUUGUUUCAUUAAAAUUCCCCGGGAGCCGGGGAAUCCCGGCAAGGGCAAUUACUGGACACUGGAUCCUCUUGCGGAGGACAUGUUCGAUAAUGGGAGUUUCUUGCGGCGGAGGAAGCGGUACAAGAGGCCGCCACCGCACUAUGUCCUACGGGAUAGGGCCAUCAUGGCGACAUUUGCCAUAUGUGGAGAGAGAUCUGGCUGUCCUGGUGGCAAUCAUCCUGGUAGUUUAGGAUAUCCAACGACUUAUCUGACACCACCCCCACGACUUCCACUUUUGGAUUUUCCACCGUCCGCCCUGGAGGCACUGAAAUUGGGGGGCUUUCUCGAACCGCCACCCCCGCUCUACAAACCGGUGCCCAUCUCAGCACCACCUCAACAGAUUCGACAUCUUGUUGGCAGUCCACCGUUGCAUCAGUCGUCCUCAUCACCGAUGGUCACCAUGUCAGCGGUUCAUUCUGGCCGGCAUGCCGUCACUGGAAGUCCUUGCCCGGAAAAAAGGGCUAGUUUCAGCAUUGAUGCACUCAUUGGUAAACAAGCCACUACGGAGCAGGUGAUUGGUGGACUCCUGGAUCUCAGUCCACCGGAGCAUCGGGAGAUCAGGAGUCAAGCGUCUGCCUUUUCACCGCUUGUUUAACCAGGGCUAUGGUCCCAUUAUUUUAUAUCAUCCAGGGAUUUUGCUGUGCGUUAUUUGCACUGCGACGUUGCCCAUUUCACUCUUUACUGUCACUGCGCGUUCACCGAGGUUUUGGCAACGUUGCACGGCCCAAAGGUUUCGUUAACAUUUCUUGGAGAAAUAAUGCUUUUUUUUUCACAUAAUUUUGAUUCAAAUUUCGACAUUACCCCCACACUACGAGGUAUUCAUUGAUAAGAUAAUAAUUAUCUAGUGAAAUAAUCAUUUGUUGCGGCUUUUUUUUUCUAACACCGUGACCAAUGUAGGGUUUGAAUUUCGGUCGAGAUUUGGACAUUUUUUACGUUGGAAAUUUACCGUUAGUGGGAUAUUAUUUCGUGGUUGUGGACUGGAGAUGUGUAGGUGAUAAUAAAUUCCCUGUAAAUAUGUCGGUUCUCAUGUUUAUAUAUAUCCACUUGAACAUUCUUUGAAUUUUCAGUUUGUUUUUUAGUUAAUCCAUCGAUUGUUUUUGGGAUGAAAAAAUGCACUUUGAGAAUUGUAAUUCGGCUUGAUGAUCUUGUAAAUAUUGAAGUAAUUCGGUUUAGAUGAGGUACGAGUUGUGUCCAUUAAAUUGAAAUCAAUAAUGAGGUGAUUUAUUAACAAUUUAUUUAAAGUUUUUUCGUUGUAAUGUAUAUAUGGAAUAAUACGACAUGUAAAUCAUCACUUUCUUCAAGUCAUAAAAAUUGUAUUCCUCAUAGAAAUUUAUUUAAAAUGGCUACCUUAACUGUAAGUAUAACUUAGAGUCUGUUAUUUAUUUUCUAGAUCCAAAAAAUGUCACCAUAUUAGAAUGAAGAUAUUUGUUUUUUUUUUUUUUUAAAGAAAUUAUAUCAUUGGGUACUAUAAACAUGUCGUGGUGGAUUGGAGAGAGGCAACUUAUCGUUAUUUAUUAAGACGUAAAUCAGUAUCGAGUAUGAAUUUAAAACGAGAGAAGAGAGAUCCAACAAUUUCCGCUCUUUGUCUAGUUGUGAUGAGAAUUCUCAAACGAAAAUUUGUAAGAUAUCGUGACAACAACUGUUGAAAAAUAAUAAUUUUUUGACACGUGCAAUAAUUGAUAGAAUAUUGAGAGAGGAAUCAUGAAGUCGACUUGCGCUCGAAUGAGAACGAAAAUUGUGCAUCACAAAUAAUAUCUUGAAAAACCACUGUUGACAAGUGGUUGCAUUACACUUUUUCGCGAUAUGAUAAGAUGAAAUAACAACCGUGAAACCUACUGUUCCGAUUGCAUACACUUGAAUGUAUAGUCUGAGUGAGUGACUAUUGUCUUUAAUUUUAUGAUCCGUCGCGAGACUCAACUAUGAGUUUCU
Messenger RNA from Fopius arisanus, 2807 nucleotides. Its product is annotated as forkhead box protein D3. Gene Ontology annotation, molecular function: DNA-binding transcription factor activity, RNA polymerase II-specific; RNA polymerase II cis-regulatory region sequence-specific DNA binding. The record is from RefSeq and is a predicted model, not a curated record. Gene Ontology annotation, biological process: cell differentiation; anatomical structure morphogenesis; regulation of transcription by RNA polymerase II. Lineage: Eukaryota; Metazoa; Arthropoda; Insecta; Hymenoptera; Braconidae. The transcript has a single exon. The coding region runs from base 373 to 1473 and encodes 366 amino acids.